CCCGGGUCUUUUCCCCGCAGCCCGGCUCGGCCACAUCCCCGGAGCCCCGCGGCUCUCGAGCUCCCUGGCUGGCGGCUGCGGGUCCCGCCGGGCACCCCUCCGCGCUUCACCCCGGGACCCCCCGCCGCCCCGCGCCCUCCGCCCGCCAGGCUGGGCCGAAGACCCCCACCCCCACCCCGGCGCCUCCCUCCCGGUACCCGGCUCCUGAGACAAGAUGCCGUCGGGCUUCCAGCAGAUCGGCUCCGAGGAAGGGGAGCCUCCGCAGCAGCGCGUCACCGGGACCCUGGUCCUCGCCGUGUUCUCCGCGGUGCUCGGCUCCUUGCAGUUCGGCUACAACAUUGGGGUCAUCAAUGCCCCGCAGAAGGUGAUUGAACAGAGCUACAAUGAGACGUGGCUGGGGAGGCAGGGGCCUGACGGGCCGGGCUCCAUCCCUCCGGGCACCCUCACCACCCUCUGGGCUCUCUCCGUGGCCAUCUUCUCUGUGGGCGGCAUGGUCUCCUCCUUUCUCCUCGGCAUCGUCUCCCAGUGGCUGGGAAGGAAGAGGGCAAUGCUGGUCAACAACGCCCUGGCAUUGCUGGGGGGCGCGCUCAUGGGCCUGGCCAACGCCGCUUCCUCCUAUGAGAUGCUCAUCCUCGGACGGUUCCUCAUUGGUGCCUACUCAGGGCUGACAUCAGGGUUGGUGCCCAUGUACGUGGGGGAGAUCGCGCCCACUCACCUGCGGGGCGCCCUGGGGACACUCAACCAACUGGCGAUCGUCAUUGGCAUCCUGAUCGCCCAGGUGCUGGGCUUGGAGUCCAUGCUGGGCACUGCCACGCUCUGGCCACUGCUCCUGGGCAUCACCGUGCUGCCUGCCUUUCUGCAGCUGGUCCUGCUGCCCUUCUGCCCGGAAAGCCCCCGCUACCUCUACAUCAUCCGCAACCUGGAGGGGCCCGCCAAACGGAGUCUGAAGCGCCUGACCGGCUGGGCCGACGUGUCUGGGGCCCUGGCUGAGCUGAAGGAGGAGAAGCGGAAGCUGGAGCGCGAGCAGCCGCUGUCCCUGCUGCAGCUCCUGGGCAGCCGGACCCACCGGCAGCCCCUGAUCAUUGCCAUCGUGCUGCAGCUGAGCCAGCAGCUCUCCGGCAUCAACGCCGUUUUCUAUUAUUCAACCAGCAUCUUCGAGUCGGCGGGGGUAGGGCAACCAGCAUAUGCCACCAUAGGAGCUGGUGUGGUCAACACCGUCUUCACCUUGAUCUCGGUGCUCUUGGUGGAGCGGGCCGGGCGCCGCACCCUCCAUCUUCUAGGCCUGGCGGGGAUGUGUGGCUGCGCCAUCUUGAUGACUGUGGCUCUGCUGCUGCUGGAGCGCGUUCCAGCCAUGAGCUACGUCUCCAUCGUGGCCAUCUUCGGCUUCGUGGCGUUCUUUGAGAUUGGCCCCGGCCCCAUCCCCUGGUUCAUUGUGGCCGAGCUCUUCAGCCAGGGGCCUCGCCCGGCAGCCAUGGCCCUGGCUGGUUUCUCCAACUGGACGUGCAACUUCCUCAUUGGCAUGUGUUUCCAGUAUGUUGCGGAUGCUAUGGGUCCUUACGUCUUCCUUCUAUUUGCGGCCCUCCUGCUCGGCUUCUUCAUCUUCACCUUCUUAAAAGUGCCUGAAACCCGGGGCCGGACGUUUGACCAGAUCUCAGCUGCCUUCCGUCGGACACCCUCUCUCUUAGAGCAGGAGGUGAAGCCCAGCACGGAACUGGAGUACUUAGGGCCAGAUGAGCAUGACUGAGGGACCAGGCAGGGUGGGAGAGCCAGUUCUCUGUCCCCAGACACCCCCUCCUCUCCUCGGUGGCACUUUAACCCGCUCCUCCCCAGCACUCCCGGGGAGAAAGCCCCUGCGCCUGUGGGACUGGGGAGCUGGAGGGAGGGGCGGUCUGAGACCCUCAUUUCCCUCGGGUGACACUGUUGGAUUAUUUGUGUUGUGGUUAGGUUGUGGCCAUCAGGGUGGGCCAUUCUCCCCUCUAUCCCUCUCCUCCUCCCUCCGUAGUUCACCCCAACCCGCUCCAGAGUGUGUUUGCGCCUCUGCCAGAGGAGGGCUGGAGGAGAGGCUCCGGGACUGACUUUAGGGGAGUGAACUGAGGUACAGAGCGGAAUGGCCAAGGAAAAUCAGUGUCCUUCGCCUCGGACCCUCCACCUCUCUGGCACUUUCUCUCAAUUCUUGUCACAUAGACUCUGGGUGAAGGGGGCUCGGUCUUGACCCCUCCAAGGCGACGGAUGCAGCCUCCCAAGGCCUAACUCACUCUCGCUGAAGGCUCAGUCCUCGUCCUCCACCUGCCCACAGGGGAGAGGAGGGAUAGCAAGCGCUGCCUCUGACGCAGGGCUCUGCUCCUCUCCCGUCUGGAAGGGGGUUGAACCCAAAGGCUUUUGACCAACCAAGGGAAAGAGCUGUGAAAGGCUGCCAGUAAACCUUAGGCUGGGAGGAACCUUCAGAUAUUUUUGUAUACGCUUGAAAAAGAAGGGGUAGGGAGAAGAAACCAAAAGUCUGUUGUACUAAAUGUAAAUAUAUAGAUACGUAUAUAAAGUCACUGUGUGAGA
Pipistrellus kuhlii (Kuhl's pipistrelle) is the source of this 2550-nucleotide messenger RNA. It is a transcript of the gene SLC2A4, whose product is annotated as solute carrier family 2 member 4. The transcript has 11 exons. The coding region runs from base 215 to 1744 and encodes 509 amino acids. NCBI's taxonomy places the organism in Eukaryota, Metazoa, Chordata, Mammalia, Chiroptera, Vespertilionidae. Gene Ontology annotation, biological process: D-glucose transmembrane transport; cellular response to insulin stimulus. The record is from RefSeq and is a predicted model, not a curated record. Gene Ontology annotation, cellular component: membrane.